Molecule: messenger RNA, 1440 nt
Organism: Phycomyces blakesleeanus NRRL 1555(-)
Lineage: Eukaryota; Fungi; Mucoromycota; Mucoromycetes; Mucorales; Phycomycetaceae
Exons: 7
Coding region: 1-1440 (479 amino acids)
Source: RefSeq, a predicted model, not a curated record
AUGCGUGAUUUUGACAUUGCAAGCUUCCGAGACCGACCACUUAAAUUAAAGAAAAAGAAGAAACAAAAGACCAACCCAGGAGUAAAAAAAAGAGUAAAAGAUUCCUUUGUCGAUUACUUGGAGAAAAGCUUAGAUUCUGAAUCUGAUAAAAGUAGUUCAGAAGAUGACAAUGAGAGAAUUAGAAAAGACGCUAGCAGAGCGCAGGUCGCUUCCUCAUCGUCGCCCGAGCUGAGAAAGGAAUCAUUUGAAAACAUUCAACAGGAUUCGCAAUCAAGUCUGGAAAGAUUUAAACAGAACGAAGAUAUAUCUCAACAAGUUCAAUCUACUCCUGAUACUGAGGGAAUUAUGCUUUUGUCUGACGAAGAAGCUAGUGAGCCUACACAAAUGACUGUACAAUCCUCGCCGUACUCACGAUCUCAAUCUCAAUCUCAAUCUCAAUCACAAUCUCAAUCUCAAUCACAAUCGCAAUCGCAAUUGCAAUUACAAUUACAAUUACAAUUACAAUCACUAUUACAAUCUCAAUCUCAAUCUCAAUCUCAAUCUCAAUCUCAAACUCAAUUGGAAUCCCAAACAUCACUACCACAAACACCUACCAAUGAUAAAAACGAUAUAAAAUCACAGACUGAGUAUACGGACGAUCUUGAUGAUCUUGAUCCAGAGCUUGCCAGAAUUGCCCAGAGUACUGAUAUAUCAUUGGCAGAGAUAAAUAACAAGUCUGUAGAACAAAAGGAAGAACAAAAACUUCGACCUCAAAAGAUCCGGAUUAAAAUCCAAUAUAUCAAUACAGCAAAAUCUACAGAUGAUGCUGCUAAAGGACUUGUUCAAAUGCUUCAAAAACCAGUACGCUUUGUAAUAAUGGAGAAUGAUAAAUUUGAAACCCUAUUUCGACAUUUUUGCAAACGCAAAUUUUUAAAGCAAGAAGACUUAAUAUUGACUCAUAAAAAUGUUCAUGUACUUCUUUUCGCAACUCCUGCAAGUCUUGGGAUGUCAUCUAAUGUGGAAAACACGCUAGAGGUAUACACAAGGGCUGGAUAUGACGAAAAAUUAAAGCAAGAUAGAGAGAAAAGACUGGAAAAUCAGAAAAAAGCAGGGCCGUUACUUAAUGAAGACUUCUUUAAUGGCUAUCGGGCUCAAGCGGAACCAAAGGAAGACGAAAGUGAUCAAGGAAAAAUGCUGUUAACGUUACGUGACAAGGAAAAUGUCGAUAUAAGUUUACGAGUGAAACAGACAACACAAAUCAAAGCCAUAAUUCAUCAGUAUUGCCAUAUACGAGGAUUUGGACCGGAAAUAGAGUCUAAAGUUCGGCUCUCAUUUGAUGACGAAACACUUGAUCCUAAUACAAUAGUGAAAGACCACGAACUUGAAGAUGAUGACAUGCUUUCGGUCCGAAUAACCGUCUCGGAAGUUGCAUUGAUCACUCAGCUACAAAUCGUUGGAUAA